Molecule: messenger RNA, 3883 nt
Organism: Nothoprocta perdicaria
Lineage: Eukaryota; Metazoa; Chordata; Aves; Tinamiformes; Tinamidae
Gene: HIP1R
Product: huntingtin interacting protein 1 related
Exons: 31
Coding region: 1-3411 (1136 amino acids)
Biological process (GO): clathrin coat assembly; endocytosis; actin filament organization
Cellular component (GO): clathrin-coated vesicle; actin cortical patch
Molecular function (GO): actin filament binding; phosphatidylinositol-3,4-bisphosphate binding; phosphatidylinositol-3,5-bisphosphate binding
Source: RefSeq, a predicted model, not a curated record
AUGGACGGGGAUGCCGAUGGGGCUGUGGGAUGCAGAGAGGAUGGAGAUGGGACAGGGAUGCUCCUCUCCGCUCUGUCCCCCAACGUUGGCCCUAGGGCUGGCUUCUGCGGGUCGCUAUCCGGACAAACGUCCAUGUGGGGCUCCGGGGCCUUGCCGGAAGCCCUGGAGCUGGGUCACUGUGCCAUAAACCUGGAGCGUGGGGCGAUGAUGGGAAAGCGCCACCGGAAUCCUGGCCGCUGGUGCCAGAUCCAGUCUCGCCUGGAGGCUCCUGUUUUCCUGAAAUUUGUCCAGGAGAACGCCAUCAGCAUCAGCAAAGCCAUCAACACGCAGGAGGCGCCCGUCAAGGAGAAGCACGCCCGCCGGAUCAUCUUGGGGACGCACCAUGAGAAAGGCGCCUUCACCUUCUGGUCCUACGCCAUCGGGCUGCCGCUGCCCAGCAGCGCCAUCCUCAGCUGGAAGUUCUGCCAUGUCCUGCACAAGGUGCUGCGUGAUGGCCACCCCAACGUCCUGCAGGAUUGCCAGAGGUAUCGGAGCAACAUCCGGGAGACUGGAGACCUGUGGGGCCACCUGCACGACCGGUACGGGCAGCUGGUGAACAUCUACGCCCGCCUGCUCCUCACCAAGAUCUCCUUCCACAUCAAGCACCCCGAGUUCCCGCCGGGCCUCGAGGUGACGGAUGAGGUGCUGGAGAAGACGGCCGGCACCGACGUGAAUAACAUCUUCCAGCUGACGGUGGAGCUGUUCGACUACCUGGACUGGGAGCUGAAGCUGUCGGAGUCGGUGUUCCGGCAGCUGAGCGCCGCCGUGGCCGUGUCGCAGAUGUCGGCCGUGCAGUGCCGCCUGGCCCCGCUCAUCCAGGUGAUCCAGGACUGCAGCCACCUCUACCACUACGCGGUCAAGCUCAUGUUCAAGCUGCACUCGUGUCUGCCGGCCGACACGCUGCAGGGCCACCGGGACCGCUUCCAUGAGCAGUUCCGCAGCCUCAAGAACUUCUUCAAGCGGGCGUCCGACAUGCUGUACUUCAAGCGGCUCAUCCAGAUCCCCCGGCUGCCGGAGAGCCCCCCCAACUUCCUGCGAGCCUCCGCGCUGGCCGAGCACGUGAAGCCGGUGGUCGUCAUCCCUGAAGAGGCUCCCGAGGACGAGGAGCCGGAGACGCUCAUCGAGAUCGGCACAGCCACCACUGUGGAGCAGCCGGUCACCUCGGACAUAUUCGAGCAAACCUUCGGGCCGCCCAACGGCCUCCGUGACGACAGGGACGCGCAGAUCGAGAGCCUGAAGAAGGAGGUGGAGCUGCUCCGUGCCGAGAUGGAGAAAAUCAAACUGGAGGCGCAGCGCUACGUGACGCAGCUCAAGGCGCAGGUGAACGGGCUCGAGGGCGAGGCGGAGGAGCAGCGCAAGCAGAAGCAGAAGGCUCUGGUGGACAACGAGCAGCUGCGGGACGAGCUGGAGCGGCUGCAGCGGGCCAAGCAGGACGGCGAGCGCUCGCAGCGCCUCUACCUGGAGGCUGAACGGAAGGCCAGCGCCACGGAGGCGCGUUACACCAAGCUGAAGGAGAAGCACAGCGAGCUCGUCAACACGCACGCCGAGCUGCUGAGGAAGAACGCCGACACGGCCAAGCAGCUGACGGUGACGCAGCAGAGCCAGGAGGAGGUGGCGCGCGUCAAGGAGCAGCUGGCCUUCCAGGUGGAGCAGGUGAAGCGCGAGUCCGAGAUGAAGCUGGAAGACCAGAGCCUGCAGCUGGAGCAGCUGCGGCAGGAGCUGGAGGAGCGCAAGGACGAGCUGAGCCAGGCCCAGCAGUGCCUCAGCCAGGCCAAGCAGGCGGGCUCGGAGCUGGGUGCCCGCGUGGAGGCCCUGCAGGAGGAGAAGGAGCAGCUGCGGCGCGCGGCGGGCGAGACGGAGCGUGAGCUGCUGGCGGCGCAGGGGCUGCUCCGAGAGCACGAGCUGCAGCGGAGCCGCGAGGCCGAGCGCGCCGCCGGCGAGCUGCGCGCGCUGCACGGGCGGCUGCAGGAGCAGAGUGCCCAGGAGCAGCGGCUGCAGCAGAAGCUGCUGGACGAGCAGCUCGGCGUCCUGCGGGCGGCCGUGCGCGAGGCGGCGGCCGUGGUGCGGGACGCGCUCGCCAAGCUGGACGACCCGCUGCACAUCCGCUGCACCAGCUCGCCAGACUACCUGCUGAGCCGGGCGCAGGCCGCACUGGAGUCCACCGUGGCGCUGGAGCAGGGCCACGCGCGCUACGUGGCCGCCGCCGCAGAUGCUGCCGGGCUGGUGGGCGCCUUGGCCCUCUUCUCCCACCUCGCUGCCGACACCAUCGUCAACGGCAGCGCCACGGCCCGCCUGGCUCCCCCGGACCGCGCCGACCGGCUGACCGAGACCUGCCGCGACUGCGGCCAGCGCAGCCUCGACUACCUGGGCGAGCUGGAGGACGAGCAGUCGCUGAGCGGGGCCGAGCUGGGCGGCGUGCGGGCGGCGCUCCAGGGCAUCCUCCGGCUGGCCCAGGAGCUGAGGCCCAAGAGCUUGGACAUCAAGCAAGAGGAGCUGGGGGACAUGGUUGAGAAGGAGAUGGCCUCUACCUCAGCAGCUAUUGAAGAUGCCGUCAGGCGGAUAGAGGAGAUGAUGAGUCAGGCCCGGAACAAGAGCUCCGGUGUCCAGCUCGAGGUGAAUGAGAGGAUCCUAAACUCCUGCACGGAACUCAUGAAGGCAAUUCGGCUUCUUGUCAUGACAUCCACAAACUUGCAGAAGGAGAUAGUGGAAAGCGGCCGGGGGGCAGCAACGACGCAGGAGUUUUACGCCAAGAACUCGCGCUGGACGGAGGGGCUCAUCUCGGCCGCCAAGGCGGUGGGCUGGGGCGCCACGCAGCUCGUGGACGCGGCCGACCGCGUGGUGCUGCGCACGGGCAAGUACGAGGAGCUCAUCGUGUGCUCGCAUGAGAUCGCCGCCAGCACGGCGCAGCUCGUGGCUGCCUCCAAGGUGAAGGCCGACAAGAGCAGCCGGAACCUGGGCAAGCUGCAGGAAUGCUCGCGCGGCGUCAACGAGAUGGCYGCCAACGUGGUGGCCUCCACGCGCUCGGGCCAGGAGCAGAUCGAGGAGAAAGACACCAUGGACUUCUCGGGCAUGUCCCUCAUCAAGCUGAAGAAGGAGGAGAUGGAGGCGCAGGUGAAGGUGCUGGAGCUGGAGAAGCAGCUGGAGGGCGAGCGCCGGCGCCUGGGCGAGCUGCGGCGGCGGCACUACGCGCUGGCCGGGCCCUGCGGCGAGCCCGAGGACGCCGAGGCCCGGCCGGUACCGGCACCGGCGCCGGCGCCGCGGCGCGGCAUCCUCAAGAAGCCGCCGCUGGCCCAGAAACCCGGGCACCCGCAGAAGCAGGACCAGCUGGAGCAAGAUGCCGACCUCUUCCAGGCUCACGUUAUAAACUUCUAGGCUGUGGGACGGGCUCCGCACCGUGGGUGCCCAGGUCUCCUCGCUGCACCGCGACCGGCCGCGGGGCCGAGCAGGAGGCUCCCCGGCUGCCCCGCUCUUACGUCUGUGUUUUAAACAGACGCCACUGGAGCUGCUGCUGGGCCGGAAUCCCAGGAUUUUGUUGGUUUUUCCCUCUUUUUUACAGCCGCUGGCCCUCAGCAGGCUGUGCCCGUCUGCCUGCGUGCGGCCUCUYGGAGCAGCUCUCCCUCCUUAAUUUAAUACGGGGUUGGUUUGGGGUGAUUUCUUAUUUCUCUUUUUAUGUUUUUUCCUUAAUUUUAUCAGCACUAGGACUUUCCAGUCAAUGUAGCUCUCUACUGUACCGCUCAGAGCCUUUUGAAGAAAUGUGAAAUGUUUUUAAUGUAGGGAAUUUUUGAUCUUUUUUUUCUUGCAACUGUGUUUUUUAAAUUAUCCUCUUUGCAGCCUGAGGAAUAAU